Messenger RNA from Ilex paraguariensis (yerba mate), 286 nucleotides. The record is from the annotation of a GenBank genome assembly. NCBI's taxonomy places the organism in Eukaryota, Viridiplantae, Streptophyta, Magnoliopsida, Aquifoliales, Aquifoliaceae.
UGUUGCAGUGAUGACCAGAGCUUACCCUGACUAUUCUGAGAAGCGGAAAGAGCUUGUUCUCCUUCAGAACAUAGCAGGCUACCUGCUUCUUGCCUGUGGUGUGGUUUACGUUAUAUUGGGAAUUCUAUGCAUUGGGGUUGUCAAACGUGCUCGCCAGAAGAAAGAAGUUUCAAGAGAGCAAGCAGUUAAGGAUCUUGAGGAAUUGGAACGUCGUAGAGAGGAACUUGAAGCACUGCUAAUUGUAGAUAGGACUUUAGACUUUGGCAACCCAAUGCCAUCUCAAUGA